AUGCUGUCCCCCACAUACGCGAGCCUCUGUAAUAGGGACUACGUCCCAGCCUACGUUUCACACGACGAGGAACAGCACGAACUGAAAUCGGAAGACCAAGAACACACUCCCCAAGACGACCCCUUACGUCCCAUCGACGUCUUCUCACGCAUCAACCUCCUCCCCUCGGCCCCGCCUACCCCGCCGCCCCGUCCGCGUCCCGGCCCGCUAGGGCCCCGCCCGGACGUCCCGACGCCGCCGCCAAGCCCGUGA
This is a messenger RNA of Colletotrichum spaethianum, 252 nucleotides long. RefSeq lists its product as uncharacterized. The record is from RefSeq and is a predicted model, not a curated record. The transcript has a single exon. Lineage: Eukaryota; Fungi; Ascomycota; Sordariomycetes; Glomerellales; Glomerellaceae. Bases 1 to 252 code for a protein of 83 amino acids.